This is a messenger RNA of Aethalodelphis obliquidens (Pacific white-sided dolphin), 5353 nucleotides long. RefSeq names its product calsyntenin 2 (gene CLSTN2). Lineage: Eukaryota; Metazoa; Chordata; Mammalia; Artiodactyla; Delphinidae. Gene Ontology annotation, biological process: positive regulation of synapse assembly; positive regulation of synaptic transmission; homophilic cell-cell adhesion. Gene Ontology annotation, cellular component: postsynaptic membrane; cell surface. Bases 191 to 2836 code for a protein of 881 amino acids. Gene Ontology annotation, molecular function: calcium ion binding. The record is from RefSeq and is a predicted model, not a curated record. The transcript has 17 exons.
GCGCGGCUGCUGAGGGCGAGCUAGCGGCGCGGCGGCGGGCACCGGAGGCCGAGCGCGGCGGCGCCCGAAGCGCACACAGCGGCAGGGCAAGGCGGCCCGAGGCCCGGCGGACACCGGAAGGCGAGAGCCGGCGAGGGCAGUAGGCGGCGGCGGCGGCAGCGGCAGCUCGUAGGCGGCGGCGGCGGCGAGGAUGGUGACUGGGAGGCUGUGCUGGGUACCGCUCCUGCUGGUGCUGGGCGUGGGGAGCGGCAGCGGCGGCGGCGGCGGGGGCAGCCGGCGGCGCCGCCUCCUCGCCUCUAAAGUGAACAAGCACAAGCCGUGGAUUGAGACUUCGUAUCACGGGGUCAUAACAGAGAACAACGACACAGUCAUUUUGGACCCACCACUUGUCGCCCUGGAUAAAGAUGCACCGGUUCCUUUUGCAGGGGAAAUCUGUGCAUUCAAGAUCCAUGGCCAGGAGCUGCCCUUCGAGGCUGUGGUGCUCAACAAGACGUCGGGAGAGGGCCGGCUCCGCGCCAGGAGCCCCAUCGACUGUGAACUGCAGAAGGAGUACACGUUCAUCAUCCAGGCCUACGACUGUGGCACGGGGCCCCAGGAGACGGCCUGGAAGAAAUCGCACAAGGCCGUGGUCCAUAUCCAGGUGAAGGACGUCAAUGAGUUUGCUCCCACCUUCAAAGAGCCGGCCUACAAGGCUGUCGUGACAGAGGGCAAGAUCUACGACAGCAUCCUGCAGGUGGAGGCCGUCGACGAGGACUGCUCCCCACAGUACAGCCAGAUUUGCAACUAUGAAAUCGUCACAACUGAUGUGCCUUUUGCCAUCGACAGAAACGGCAACGUCAGGAACACGGAGAAGCUGAGCUAUGACAAGCAACGCCAGUAUGAGAUCCUGGUGACCGCCUACGACUGUGGACAGAAGCCUGCAGCGCAGGACACCCUGGUGCAGGUGGACGUAAAGCCAGUUUGCAAGCCUGGCUGGCAAGAUUGGACCAAGAGGAUUGAGUACCAGCCUGGCUCAGGGAGCGUGCCCCUGUUUCCCAGCAUCCACCUGGAGACGUGCGACGGGGCUGUGUCCUCCAUCCAGAUCACCACAGAGCUGCAGACCAAUUACAUCGGGAAGGGCUGUGACCGCGAGACCUACUCUGAGAAAUCCCUUCAGAAAUUAUGUGGAGCCUCUUCUGGCAUCAUCGACCUCUUGCCGUCCCCCAGCGCCGCCACCAACUGGACCGCAGGACUGCUGGUGGACAGCAGCGAGAUGAUCUUCAAGUUCGACGGCAGGCAGGGUGCCAAGAUUCCUGACGGGGUUGUACCCAAGAACCUGACGGAUCAGUUCACUAUCACCAUGUGGAUGAAGCAUGGCCCCAGCCCUGGUGUGAGAGCUGAGAAGGAAACCAUCCUCUGCAACUCAGAUAAAACGGAAAUGAACCGGCACCACUACGCCCUGUACGUGCACAACUGCCGCCUUGUCUUCCUCUUGCGCAAGGAUUUCGACCAGGCAGACACCUUCCGCCCCGCGGAGUUCCACUGGAAGCUGGACCAGAUUUGUGACAAAGAAUGGCAUUACUAUGUCAUCAAUGUGGAGUUUCCUGUGGUUACCUUAUACAUGGAUGGAGCAACGUAUGAACCAUACCUGGUGACCAACGAUUGGCCCAUUCAUCCGUCUCACAUAGCCAUGCAACUUACGGUCGGCGCUUGUUGGCAAGGAGGAGAAGUCACCAAGCCGCGCUUUGCUCAAUUCUUCCACGGCAGCCUGGCCAGUCUCACCAUCCGCCCUGGCAAAAUGGACAGUCAGAAGGUGGUUUCCUGCCUGCAGGCCUGCAAGGAAGGGCUGGAUAUCAAUUCCCUGGAAAGCCUGGGCCAAGGAAUAAAGUAUCAUUUCAACCCCUCGCAGUCUGUCCUGGUGAUGGAAGGUGACGACAUUGGGAACAUCAACCGUGCCCUCCAGAAGGUCUCCUACAUCAACUCCAGGCAGUUCCCGACCGUGGGUGUGCGGCGCCUGAAAGUCUCUUCCAAGGUCCAGACAUUGAGCGCCCCCAAAUCAGCAGUUUUUGAAGAAAUGCUUCACAACUUAGAUUUCUGUGACAUUUUAGUGCUGGGAGGGGACUUGGACCCCAAACAGGAGUGCUUGGAGCUCAACCACAGUGAGCUCCACCAGCGACACCUGGACGCCACCAACUCCACGGCCGGCUACUCCAUCUACGGUGUGGGCUCCAUGAGCCGCUAUGAGCAGGUGCUACGUCACAUCCGCUACCGCAACUGGCGUCCAGCUGCCCUGGAGGCCCGGCGGUUCAGGCUCAAGUGCUCGGAACUCAAUGGGCGCUACACCAGCAAUGAGUUCAACUUGGAGGUCAGCGUCCUCCAUGAGGUCAGGGUCUCAGACAAGGAGCACGUCAACCACCUCAUCGUGCAGCCGCCCUUCCUCCAGUCUGUCCACCACCCGGAAUCCCAGACUAGCAUCCAGCGCAGUUCAGUGGUCCCGAGCAUCGCCACAGUGGUCAUCAUCAUCUCCGUGUGCAUGCUAGUGUUUGUCGUGGCCAUGGGCAUGUACCGGGUCCGCAUCGCCCACCAGCACUUCACCCAGGAGUCUGAGGCUGCCAAGGAAGCCGAGAUGGAUUGGGACGACUCGGCACUUACUAUCACGGUCAACCCCAUGGAGAAACACGGAGCCCCAGGGCGUGGGGAAGAUGAGACCGAGGAAGAAGAAGAGGAAGACCUAAGCUCGAGCAGCAGCGACUCCGAGGGCAGUGACGAGGAGUAUGGGGUGGGCAGGGGCGGACACGGGCAGGGCGGAGCCGCGCAAGCGCAGCUGGAGUGGGAUGACUCCACCCUCCCCUACUAGUGCCCGCCUUCUGCGCCCGCCCACGUGUCUCUUUUGGAAGCCCCACCCCGAUGUACGCCCCAGCCUAUCACGUCGCCUCUGACUUCUAUGACAGGUCCCGGCAGGCCUUCCCCAGCAUCCUGGAGCCCACCCUUUAUGCUUUGGGUACUCCCCGCGUCCCAGCCCUGGGGUGGUUCCCAGAAGCCCAGCGUCAUCCUCACUGGGGACUUCAGGGGGGACUUUGUCCUGUGGCCCCCACUUCUCUUGCACUGGGCUCACCCAGCAGCCUGGAUCCGUGGGUACCGUGUUUGCUCUUCCCUGCGGGGGAGAAGGUCAGCCUUCGUGUCGCUCCCCUACCUGGGCUCCACGUUCUCAGGGCCCUGAGGUUCCAACCCCCCGUGCGGGCACUGACUCCGUGGUGUCUCCACACCGACCAUCAGGCUCUUCGCACCUGACUCUCCAGGCUGCUUCCUACAAGCAGGAUGGUCAGACUCCACACACCCGAGGUCUAAGUCCUCAGCCCUUCAAAGGAACGUCCAUACCGAAUUAAGUUUGCAGGGAAGGGUUUGCCUAGGCUGUCCCCACUGCUCCCCUCCCCCCGCCACACACACGUGCUCUUCCAUUUUGGAGAGCUUUUCCCUUUGUCCUUUUUGAGGCCACAGAAGCUCAUAUGAAAAGUCCGAAGCCAAGAGCAGGCCCUUGGCCACCGCAGGGCCUGGUUCCAGCCAAAGUUCUCUGAGAACCUGCCUUCCCGGCAGCUGCCGAGACCCGCGGUGCUGCCCUGCUGGGGGCUCCCACCACACGACACCAUGAGGGCCAGGAAGCAUGACACGUAGCCGCUGCCCUGGGUGACCGCUGUGACAAGCCCACAGCCAGGGAUCAGAAGGAAGGGCUUCACGGUGGACGCAGAGCUGGGUGACAGGGGUGGCUGGGCUCUCCUGGGCCAGAGGGCGGCCCCGAGGUUGACAAGGCUCUCUCUGUCCAGUCUUAGGGUCCCUCAUCCCCUAGUUCACAGUUUUGCCUCUUGAGAAGAAACACUCCUCUUGGAUGUUUUGGAACAAGCAUGAACUGCGCCGAGUCUGAAAUAAGAGUUUGGAGAUUUAACUGCUAGAAAUUAGAAGCAUCUUUGCCAUAAUAACAGCUUCUUUCUUCUCAGGAAAGGAGCAAUGCUUUGGGUGGAGGGCAAAUAUAUCCAAAAACCCUUUCCUUCUUUGUUUUAAUAAGGAAACCUUUUCCGUCUCCAUCUCAACAUGGACACUUUUGGAGGAGAACUGUUGCUAUAGUAACUGGUCUGUGAUCUUUUCUGGCGGAGAGUAUAGCAGGCAAGAGCUAGGGCUGUUAGAGGACUUCCAUGAGGCUCUAAGAACGUCUUUGUUUCAAAUGUCUUGGGCUUUUUUUGUCCUCAGUAUGUAUGAUCUGUCCCCUCUCUCCCCCACCCCAAUUCCCAGCCCAUCCCGUACUGGCACGGGCACAGAGCUGGCCCCUAGGCACAGGGUAUUCAGGUUCAAAAGAAAGGUCGGAAUCUGUUCAUCCUACUCCCUGUGUCAGAGAGACACAGCUACUCUCCUACUCAGAGAGAGCUUAUGAAGGGGGACCACCAUCAAUGUCUUUUAGUCUGACCUCCACCCAGUGAGGAUCUGUGACAGGUCUUUGCAAACUUCUGAUUUGAAGAAACCACCUUAGGCAGCCUUUUCCUUCGCCUAAAGUGUUUUUUGCAUCUGUUUCCUCCUUUGAGCCUCACAAUAAUCCCAUGAGGGAAUGGGGAACGCCUGUUGUUAGACCCAUUUUCAUGAUGAGUAAACUGAGGUUCAGAGAUUCAGCAUCUUGCUCAGAGUCAUUCUGAGGCAUAGACAAGAUGGGACUCCCCACUUUUGGCCCAGUGCCUACCACCCUGAUUCUACCUAUUCGUAUUCACGCAGCUAACAGGCAUUGCUGAGGACCUACUACGUGCCAAGCGCUCUACCAGCAGCUGUGGGAAAGGGAGAAAGCGGAAGAAGCUCCUCCCUCAGAGGACUUGAUAGUUGCAGAGGAGAAACAGGCAGGCAUAGAAAUCAUACAAGAGACAAAUGCAGAGGGAGGGAGAGGAGAAGUCACAGGCUCUGAUUUUCCCCUCCUUAGAAAAGACGCUGGCAGAAGUUUGGGGUUUUAUAUUCAUUGAAUGGAAAUAGACACCUCUGUGAAUUUUCCCAGUCAAAUAGCCCUUUUCUAUCAGGCAGGGUCUGCACGUGUAGAAGGAGAAAAUCUUGGAUUUUUAGUCCUCACAGACCCCUUAGUUAAAUAAAAAGAGACUUUUUAGCCAGGCAUUUAGGAGCUAACAGAAUUCUUCCAAAAUUAAGGCAGUAAAAUGAGUACCGUAUUUAUAGGUUUAAAGCCAAUUCUUUUUGAAUUGGAUUUUGAUUUAAAACAUUUAAGUCCGGUGUUCAUGAGAGUGCUUUCUCCUGCUAGGGCUUUUGUUUUGGCUGUGGUGGGGAAGGUGGUCUGGUGCCCUCCAACUGCCUUCUAUGGCUACAUCACUUAUUCACGGCUCGGUGAGCUGCU